Molecule: messenger RNA, 1318 nt
Organism: Solanum dulcamara
Lineage: Eukaryota; Viridiplantae; Streptophyta; Magnoliopsida; Solanales; Solanaceae
Product: rac-like GTP-binding protein ARAC7
Exons: 8
Coding region: 411-1043 (210 amino acids)
Biological process (GO): actin filament organization; regulation of actin cytoskeleton organization; regulation of cell shape
Cellular component (GO): plasma membrane; cell projection; cytoplasmic vesicle
Molecular function (GO): GTP binding; protein kinase binding; GTPase activity
Source: RefSeq, a predicted model, not a curated record
UAGUGUAGGUGCACCAAAAGAUGGAACCCAACUUGCCCACAAAAGUCGUUUUGAGCCGUUUGAAAUCAGGGCCCAUCCCACAUCCUCCAACCUUUUCUUCCAUCACUUGUCAAUAGUGUUGUUUACUUUCACUAGUACGGCUGCAUUAAUUUUGAAAUUUAUUGAGACGUUUGAAAAAUCUCUUUUUGACUCUCUCUGUCUCCGUCUGCCACUAACUGUCUGUAGUUUUAUUUACUGUGUUUUUCUUGAAACUAGAAGAGGUGGCUGGGUCCUCUAUCAAUAUCUUAUUGUUGGGGUCUUCAAGAUACUUUUACCCCUCUUCCUUCUUUGAUACUCUCCUUUUUCCUUUUUUUGAACUUGAAAAGAGCUUUACAUACACUAGUGCUUCGAAUCUGCAAACUUUGAGAAAGAUGAGUGCUUCAAAGUUCAUCAAAUGUGUAACUGUAGGCGAUGGUGCUGUUGGCAAGACCUGCAUGCUCAUUUGUUACACUAGUAACAAGUUCCCUACUGACUAUGUUCCAACUGUGUUUGACAAUUUCAGUGCCAAUGUAGCCGUGGAUGGGAGCAUUGUCAAUUUGGGUUUGUGGGAUACUGCAGGUCAAGAGGAUUAUAGCAGGCUGAGACCACUGAGCUACAGGGGUGCAGACAUUUUUGUAUUAGCUUUCUCUUUAAUCAGCAGGCCAAGCUAUGAAAAUGUUCUUAAAAAGUGGAUGCCUGAACUUCGUCGUUUCGCACCCAAUGUCCCGAUUGUGCUUGUUGGAACUAAAUUAGAUAUUCGAGAAGAUAAUCACUAUCUAGAAGAUCAUUUGGGCUCAAAUAUUAUAACACCUGCCCAAGGUGAAGAGCUAAGGAAACAAAUUGGUGCAGCAGCUUAUAUAGAGUGCAGCUCUAAAACUCAACAGAAUGUGAAAGCUGUUUUUGACACUGCAAUCAAGGUUGUGCUUCAGCCUCCUAGGAGGAAGGAGGUGGCAAGGAAGAAAAGGCACAGAAGCACUGGUUGUUCAAUUGUCAGGGGGAUCGUCUGUGGAGGCUACGUUGCUUAGGAAAGUUUAGGAUUUGACAUUCGUGAUAUGUAUCCUUUCCAACUUGUACUGACUCAAGCUCUUCCCAAUUGUUUUUUUUUGCGGUACUAAGCGAAAGCAGGAGCUUUGCAGUAUUAUGAUAUAGCUGACGAAUAUUGUAUUGUAUUACCUGUUUUCUACCACAAACUAUUCAUGGAUAAGCAGAGGGAAUUGUUGAUUUCCUCAGGUUAUGUAUUUUGAAUGUGUUAGUCUCGUGGAUACAUUGCUAACUUGGUAAAAGGAAUAUUAUCCCCAAA